Messenger RNA from Nicotiana attenuata, 860 nucleotides. RefSeq lists its product as uncharacterized. The record is from RefSeq and is a predicted model, not a curated record. The transcript has 5 exons. Bases 115 to 588 code for a protein of 157 amino acids. NCBI's taxonomy places the organism in Eukaryota, Viridiplantae, Streptophyta, Magnoliopsida, Solanales, Solanaceae.
AAAGGCCACCUACGCUCGGCCUCCUCAUUCAAUUUCCUCCUCCUCUCCUAGCCGGUCUUGACCCCCCCCCCCCCCCCCCCCCGGCAGCUUGGAGAGAGUCAUAGCAAUAGCAAAAUGGGGUUCUUUUCAUUUCUUGGAAGGGUUCUCUUUGCUUCUGUUUUCAUCCUUUCUGCUUGGCAAAUGUUCCAUGAAUUUGGGGAAGAUGGUGGGCCUGCUGCAAAGGAAUUGGCUCCCAAAGUGGCUGGUCUGCAGGAUUUUCUUGAAUCCAAGUUGGGUGCAGGGACACCAAAAAUUGAUGUUAGUCAUGUGGUAGCAUUAUUCAUGGCUCUGAAAGGAUUGGGUGGAUUGCUAUUUGUAUUUGGCAGCUUCACUGGUGCUGUCCUACUGAUGUUUUACUUGAUGUUGGCCACUCCACUACUGCACGAUAUCUGCAACCUUAACUUUGGAGAACCACAAUAUUUUACUCUUCUACAAGAGUUCCUGCAGAGCGUGUCACUUGUUGGUGCAUUGCUGUUUUUCGUGGGGAUGAAGAACUCGAUUAACCGGAGGCAACCAAAGAAAAAGACCCUCAAGCCCAAGACAGCUUAGGAUGCAUGCAUCAAAGAAGGGUUUGUACAAGAUUGGAUUAUUCUUGGUGGUUGGUUUAGCUUUUGUGAUUAGAAGUGACUAGUUAAGUCAGCUUUACACUUGGGAGUUCUUCAAGAAUAUUUUCCCCACCCCCUGGAUUUUUUGCAUUUUUUCCUCUUUAAAUCCAACUAUUAUUGAAAUUAUGGGGGUGCAAUAUUGUCACUGUGAGGAGGUUUUCAAUUAUGGUGCUUGAAUUACCUUUUAUAUUAAAGCUUUCUCAGUGUCCCAGUUGA